Molecule: messenger RNA, 3234 nt
Organism: Cuscuta campestris
Lineage: Eukaryota; Viridiplantae; Streptophyta; Magnoliopsida; Solanales; Convolvulaceae
Source: the annotation of a GenBank genome assembly
CGCAUCACCCGGUGGAGGAGUUCCCUUCCGUCGUCGGUUUCACCUUUUCCGGCUUCUUCUGCACCGCAACCCAGACGACGCCCUUCUCUCUGCAUUUCGCCCCUACCGGAAAUGAAUCCCGAAUUCCGCAUCUUUUGCUUCUAACUCAACCUGGCGCCUGUGCCCGUAUCCCCUCCCCGGUCAACGAUACAGCUGGCGGGGUUCUCCUAAAUGUGUCCUGCACUCUAUUUCUCCCAGGUGCGGCCACUUCAGCUUGAACGCUGUCCUUAACCAAUGGCGACUGAAAAUCCCAAUCAGCCAAGUUUUCCUAUAAGACCUACUUCAACACCCUUUGCUGCUCCACCGAGUACAGCACCCUAUGGUUUUAGACCCAUGGCACCAGGUGUGGCCAGUGAUGCAGCCAGGCCACCUCCAAUGUCUUCAUCAAUUGCAGGCCCCUUCCAAACAUCCCAAGUGAUACCCCCACACAAUUCAUUUGGGGGACUCCCAAAUUUCCCGCCUUCUUCUUCUUCACCUCCAUUUCCUCUCCAGCAGCAGUCUCAAGAAGAUGUUUUUCCCAGAACAAAUAUGCUGCAGCCUUCACAUCCACCAGUAUCAUCUUACCCACAUGUGAGGCCAACCUUUCAGCCUGGUUUUUCAGUGCGUUCCAGCCCACAACCAAGUCCAUUGACGCAGCCUACAUUUGGGCAAGCUGUAGGAUUUCCUCCUCCACCAGGAGGUUAUGUUCCAGGACCACCCCCACAAUUGCAGCAUCCAGGAUCUGCACCUCCAAUAUCGAAUGUGCAUGGUUUAGCAGAGGAUUUAAAUUCUCUCUGUAUUGGGUCUAUUCCAGGGUCAUAUGAUACAGGACUUGAUUCCAAAGUAUUACCAAGGCCAUUUGAAAGUGAUGUGCAGAACCCUUUAUCAAAAUUAUUUCCCAUGAACUGUAGUUCCCGGUAUCUACGGUUGACAACCAGUGGCAUACCUAAUUCCCAGUCCUUAGCUUCAAGGUGGCACUUGACCCUUGGGGCAGUUGUUUGCCCCCUUGCUAAGGCUUCUGAUGAGGAAGAAGUUCCAAUGAUCAAUUUUACUGCAACUGGCAUUAUACGUUGCAGAAGGUGUCGUACUUAUGUAAACCCUUUUGUGACGUUUAGUGACAGUGGAAGAAAAUGGAGAUGCAACAUAUGCCAAUUGCUGAAUGAUGUUCAUGGUGAUUAUUUUGCCCACUUGGAUGCCACUGGUAGAAGAAUUGAUUUGAAUCAGCGCCCUGAACUGACCACAGGCUGUGUGGAGUUUAUUGCUCCAGCUGAAUACAUGGUCAGGCCUCCAAUGCCGCCAACAUAUUUUUUUCUCAUUGAUGUAUCAAUAUCUUCCAUAAAAAAUGGAAUGAUCGAGGUUAUUGCGCAAACCAUCAAGAAGUGUUUGGAUAGCUUGCCUGGGUAUCCGAGAACACAGAUUGGUUUUAUUACUUAUGACAGUACCAUUCAUUUUUACAAUAUGAAGUCGUCAUUGACACAGCCUCAAAUGCUGGUUGUGUCAGAUCCUGAAGAUACUUUUAUCCCACUGCCAGAUGACUUGCUUGUCAACUUGUCAGAAUGCAGGGACGUCAUUGACACAUUUCUAGAUAGCUUGCCUUCUAUGUUUCAGGAUAAUGUGAAUGUGGAAUCAGCUCUUGGUCCUGCUCUGAGAGCUGUAUUCAUGGUUAUGAAUCGACUUGGUGGCAAGUUGCUGAUAUUUCAGAGCACUCUUCCUUCCCUGGGUGUUGGUCGCUUGAGACUAAGAGGAGAUGAUCCUCGUAUAUAUGGAUCUGAUAAAGAACAUACAACGAGAAUACCUGAAGAUUCUUUUUAUAAACAGAUGGCUGCUGAUUUCACGAAGUAUCAAAUAGCUGUCAAUGUAUAUACAUUUAGUGACAAGUAUACAGAUGUAGCAACCUUAGGGACUCUGUCAAAGUAUACUGGUGGCCAGGUUUAUCAUUAUCCAAGUUUCCAAGCUGCUAUUCAUAAAGAUAAAUUAAGCCAGGAGUUGACAAGAGAUUUAACAAGGGAGACUGCUUGGGAGGCUGUCAUGCGGAUCAGAUGUGGAAAGGGUGUCCGUUUCACUACUUAUCAUGGGAAUUUUAUGCUCAGAUCCACAGAUCUAAUAGCACUUCCGGCUGUUGACUGUGAUAAAGCUUAUGCGAUGCAGUUAUCACUUGAAGAAACAUUGCUAACAACCCAGACUGUAUACUUCCAAGUUGCACUGCUAUACACAUCUUCAUCUGGAGAAAGACGUAUUAGGGUACAAACUGCAGCGGCACCUGUGGUUUCUGAAAUUGGAGAUAUGUAUCGUCUGGCUGAUAUUGGUGCCAUUGUAUCAGUGUUCUCUAGGCUAGCAAUUGAAAAAUCUUCCUCCACUAAACUGGAAGAGGCUCGAAGUUCUAUUCUAUUAAGAAUUGUUAAUGCCCUCCGAGAAUAUAGAAAUUUGUAUGCUGUACAACAUCGCAUGGGAGGAAGGAUGAUAUAUCCAGAAUCUUUGAAAUUAUUACCUUUGUAUGGAUUAGCUUUGUCCAAGUCCACACCCCUAAGAGGUGGUUAUUCAGAUGUGCAACUAGAUGAACGCUGUGCUUCCGGAUUUACUAUGAUGGCAUUGCCAGUUGCAAAGCUGUUGAAACUUUUGUAUCCUAACCUGAUUCGUGUAGAUGAGUUUCUUUUGAGAACAUCUCCUUUGGCCGGUGAGUCUGAGAACAUGUUGAAAAGGCUUCCACUUACCAUAGAUAGCUUAGCUGUAGGAGGUCUCUAUAUCUAUGAUGAUGGGUUUCGGUUUGUUAUAUGGUUUGGUAGAAACCUUUCUACUGACAUCAUCAAGUGUAUACUAGGAGAUGAAUUUGCUGCAGACCUGUCAAAGGUUUAUCUACAAGAGCAAGAUAAUGAAGUUUCAAGAAAACUGAUGGGCUUGCUUAGAAAGUUUAGACAAAGUGACCCAUCAUAUUAUCAACUAUGUCACCUUGUGAGACAAGGUGAACAGCCUAGAGAAGGAUUCUUCCUCCUAAGAAAUCUAAUUGAGGACCAUGUUGGUGGCACAAAUAGCUAUAUGGAUUGGAUUGUGCAAUUACACCGGCAAGUGCAGCAAAAUGCAUGACACAGGUAAUGGCGUGAAAUAAUUUGUCAUCGUCAAACAAAUCGGUGAGUUAAUGGGCUCCCAAUAUUUGCAUCUUAUUUGAAUGGACUAAUCUUCUACUCCGUAUUAUUUUACCAAUAAAUAGAGUUUUAACUG